This is a messenger RNA of Racocetra persica, 1385 nucleotides long. NCBI's taxonomy places the organism in Eukaryota, Fungi, Glomeromycota, Glomeromycetes, Diversisporales, Gigasporaceae. The record is from the annotation of a GenBank genome assembly.
AGAUGUUGAAAACAGAAUGGGAGAUAUCAAGUCCCAUCUUAUGAAAUGUUCUAAGGAUAGCGAGACGAUUGAAUUGGUCAAGAAAUAUUUAGCUAAAAAAAAACAUAUAGAACGAAAAGGUUCAGUUAAAUACCUGUUUGCAUUCGAUGAAGCUCGUACACUGAUUAGUAAGAAUGAUGGAAUUAAGAGCGUUAGAAAAAACUCACUGUUCUACUACAUUCGACGUGCUUUAAUUCUUUUACCCAAAGAAGCAGGAAUUUUUGCAAUCUUUACAGACACACAUUCAAAUAUUUCGAAUUUUUCACCUGUUUCUUACCUCGAUCCAUCUAAAAGAGUUGCUGAAGAAGGAUUUAUAUUAUUUGAGCCGUUUUAUUUGUUAGACACUGUGGACAUGAAUGUUAAUUUUAAAAAAGUAAUGACAUUAAAGGAAUCUGCAGAUCCACAACAUUUUUUUCAAUACGGAAGACCUUUGUGGGGUGCGCUAUUAAUGCCUUCUAGUGAUACUAAAGGAAUGGAAUCAGAACAUAUUAUCGAAUUGGCCAUGGACAAACUUAUUGGCGGAAAAUUUUUCAGUGUUUGGAAAAAAGAUUUGAAAGAUUCCCAAAAGAAAAUUGAUAUUUUGGAGACUUUGGCUAUUCUUGGGCCCCGUUUAUGUAUCGAAAUAGCGCCACAAUCUGGAUAUGCGCCUGAUCUAAUAGCAAAUAAUAUGCGUCUUUGUAUUAAUAUCUUAGAAGAUCGUAAAUACAUUGUUACAUCAAUGCCUACCGAACCUGUGCUGGCAGAGGCUAGCGCUCGAAUAAUGAAUGAUCCACAUGUCAGCCUCACAGAACUUAUUAAUCAGCUCUCCGAAGCCUUAAAAAAAGGCGUAGUAGAGGCCGGUUAUCGUGGAGAGCUUACAGCUAGGUUAUUACUUCUCAAUGCCUGGGAUUGUUGUAUCAAAAAAAAGAACGAGAAAGAGAAGAACUCUGAUGACACAAAUAUUAGCAAAAAUUAUUUUCGAUUCGUGACUCUUGAAGAAUUCUUAAAAUCAUUACUUGCGGACAAUGUUUAUGAGAAAAUAAAGAAUCGCCUUGAAGAGACAGUAAAGUUUACAGGAAGAAAAUUCAGCGAAGCUUAUAUUAAGUUCACACACUUUAUCAAUAUUACAUAUACUCCGGAUAGAAAAGAUCUCGGGGAUGCUUUAAUUCGCGGUGUUGCAUUUUCAUGUAAACGAAAUCAACAGGGUGCAGAUAUUAUCAUACCUACAUAUAUGGGCACUCUCGAUGAAACGGUUGACGAAGAUCGUAUUUCAUACAUACUAAUACAAGUUAAAAAUCACUCUACUAACAAUAAAGGCCAUGGAUAUUUAAAGUCUGCAACUACUAUGCUAUCGCCGGCUUAUAUAG